AUGAUGGACUUAGAAAGAUUUCUUAGUCGCUGUCUUAAGUACGGCAACUUUGAUGAUGCUAUCUAUGUAGCUGAAGUGCUAAGUGUCACUGAAGGUAAAGACUACUCCUUGCUUUUAGGGUAUUUGUUUAUGCGCAAGUUAGAGUAUCGCCGGGCUAUUUACUAUCUAGCUAAGACUAACUCAUUCUCUUCACUCUACUACCGCGCGCAGUGCUUUAAGGCUUUACGUGAGUAUGAUAAGGCUAAGUACUUGCUGAGUAAACUGGAAGGAUACCGGCGGGAAGAGAAGAAGAAGUUGAGUGAGGUAGAGAAGUUGUUUGUGCUGGAUCCGGAUGAUGCAUUUGUGCUAAGUGCUUUAGGUGAGAUAAACAUUCUAAGUGGAGCCUAUGAGAAGGCAAUUAACAAUUAUAGUUGUGCGGCUCAGAAGAACCCUUUGCUUUAUACGGGGCAUCGGGCAGUACUGGAGGAGCACUUGACUAAUGCCAAGAACAUAGAUGCUGAAGAGGAGAAUAACAACAAUGUUUUUGUGGGGGAGGGAGAUAAGCUGGAUAAGAAGACGUUAAGUUUAGUUGAGCGCCGGAUUGAAGCGGAAGUAGUGAGUGCUCAGGGGAAUCGUGAGUUGGCUACUGUGCUUAGUUCUUUGUUGGUGGAGACUCGGAUUUUAGAAAGUAUUACGAAUGGUGAGUCAAGUACGGCCUAUACGGCUGUUGAGUUGGAUGCUUUGCCAUUGAGUACGGUAUCGGCUAUGGCUGUGCACUUCUUUGAUGUGGGUUCUUUUCAGAAAUCAGCUGAUGUUUUUGACUAUGUACUGCUGCGUGAUCCGUGCUACAUAGAUGCUUUGCACUACUAUUCAAGUAUUCUUUGGCAUAAGCGCGAUCGAAGUAUGUUGGCCUCUUUAGCGCGAACGGUGUUUGGUGUAAAUCCUUUCUCGGCUGUAGCUUGGGCCGUACUGGGCAACCAUUAUAGUUUGCGAAAAGAGACGGAUAAGGCGAUUACUUCCUUUGAGCGUUCGUUGGUUAUUAAGAAAGACCCUUAUGUACUUUGCCUUUUAGGCCAUGAGCACUUUAUGAAUAGUAACUUAAGGGAGAGUUUGCGGUGUUUCAUUAGCUCAAUUCAAAUGAAAGCGGGUAAUCAUAAUGGUAUGGCUGGGUGUGGGCUGAUUUACGAGAAGAUGGGGAAGAAAGAGAGUGCGGAGUACUGUUUUAUGCGGGCAGUGCGGUCCAAUCCACAGAACGUGUUACUGGGGUACCUUUCGGUUAAGUUCUUGGUGCAGCACCAGAAGAUAGAUAAGGCUUAUGCCUUGCUGCGCCGGUAUUUGCGCAUAGAUGAAUCCUUAGGCUCUCUAGCCGAAAAGAUAGAGAAUAACUUACUGCGCCGGUAUUUGCUGCCUAGAGAGCAGAACGAGCACAUGUCUUUCUUGUUGGAGUCCUUGCUUUUGGAACUGGCGUGCAUUCUAGCUCAUACGGGGCAUUGUAAAGCAGCGGAGAUUCUAGCGCGAGAGACGGCGGGGAAAGGACAGCUCUUCCAAGCACGAAAGACACAGGUUCUGGAUACGAUUGCUCUUCAUGCCAGCAAUCUUGCCGAUCCUACUCCUUCCGUGUAA
Molecule: messenger RNA, 1602 nt
Organism: Nematocida homosporus
Lineage: Eukaryota; Fungi; Microsporidia
Product: anaphase-promoting complex subunit 3
Exons: 1
Coding region: 1-1602 (533 amino acids)
Biological process (GO): cell division
Molecular function (GO): protein binding
Source: RefSeq, a predicted model, not a curated record